CUGCGGUUGAUGUAUGACUUGACCAAAACAACUCCUCGUGCUGUUAUUGAGAGUGAAAGCAGCCAAUCACCAAACGUCUUGCAAAAACACGCCCAUUCACCGUCCUAGGUACACGUGUGUGAGCCAAUCAGACAAAGCUUCCAACGCGAGAUAGACGUUACCUUCAACCAAUAAGGCUUUUAGUAGCUCCGUGACGGGACCCGAUAACGUCACUUGGUUUUUGUUUUUCCCAGUGUAACGUUAACUGAUUACUGUGCGUGCCGUUAAUCAACUAUGUAAUAUUAAUAUAACACAUUUACGUGUUGCCAAGUAAAAAAAUCUUUCUUUUUUUAACGGACGAUAUUUAUAGGCACACAUUAGCCAAACUAGUUGAGUUGCCCUUGUAAUCUUUGCGGUGCGGGACAGAUUGACAUGAUCCAAACAAUCCCAGACGUCCGAACUGGAGAGGAGGUACAAAAGUCUGGUUCUUCCUUCCACAGGGAGAGAUUGGAUGGAUCUCCGAAAUUUCAAAGACUCCUCUGUGCUUCCUUCAACCAGGACAUAACGUCUUUGGUUGUUGGUUGUAAGGAUGGCUACAGACUUUUUUCUCUGUCCUCUGUUGAAAGAAUGAAUUGUAUUCAUCAGAGUGUCGAAAGCCCUGAUGUGUACAUUGCAGAACGGCUCUUCUCCAGUAGUCUAAUGGUAGUUGUGAGCAAAUCUACACCAUUCAGAAUGAACAUCUACCAUUUCAAGAAAGGCACAGAGAUCUGUAACUACAGCUACUCCAGCAACAUCCUCGCUGUCAAACUUAACCGACAGAGACUUAUCGUUUGUUUGGAGGAGGCCCUGUACAUCCAUAAUAUCAAGGAUAUGAAACUUCUGAAGUCUCUUCUCAACACGCCACCAAACCCCCGAGGUCUGUGCGCACUUUCUGUAAAUUAUUCCAACUCAUACCUGGCAUACCCUUACAGUUUCACUGCCGGAGAAAUUGCCCUUUAUGAUGCUUUGAAUCAGAUUAUGGUGACCACGAUCUCUGCUCAUGCCAGCCCUGUGGCAGCCAUCUCAUUCAAUGCCUCAGGAACCAAUCUUGCCAGUGCUUCAGAAAGAGGCACUGUUAUAAGAGUUUUCAGCAUACCCGAUGGAGUCAAACUGUUCGAGUUCCGCAGAGGAAUGAAGAGGUACGUUAGCAUCAGUUCUUUGUCGUUCAGUGCCAAUGGAGAGUUUCUGUGUGCCUCUAGUAACACAGAGACUGUUCAUAUCUUCAAACUGGAGCCCCACAGUCCCAGUAAGGUUAGUCCAACAUGGUCAGCAUAUAUGGGAAAGAUGUUUUCUGCUGCCAGCACGUACCUGCCCUCUCAAGUGUCAGACAUGAUGCAUCAGGACAGAGCGUUUGCUACCGUCCGUCUCAGUGUGUCCGGCAUGAAGAACGUAUCGGCUCUUGCCAUUAUCCAGAAGGUCCCACAUCUUUUGUUGGCUUCUUUAGAUGGUCAUCUCUACAUUUACACUUUAGAUCUCCAGGAAGGUGGAGAGUGUCAUUUAGUCAAGAAACACAGAUUGUUUGACAGUGGUGAUGAAAAUCCAGUGGUGUCAGACAUAGAUGUUGGUAGCCCAUCAUAUGCCGCAACUGUUGCCACAACCGCACACCAAGACUCUCCAUCCUCCAGUUCACUCACGGGUUAUUCUGAGGAUGGAGGUGCAAAGAAAGGAGAGCUGAUCCCAGAACAUGAGUUUGCAGAUGGACCGGUCUGUCUCGAUGAUGAACAGGAGUUUCCUCCAGUUAACUUUCAGAAUACCUGAAGAGUAAACUCCAUGUGUCUUUUUAUACCUUCAGGACUUUGGGUUUCAUUUUGGCAGGUCUUUCUGUUUUUAAACUACAUCUUUAAAGGAUAUGGCAAACAAAGUGUUGUAUGCAGUGCUGGAUUUGGAUGUUUAGAUCUUAAUAUCAUUAAGUAAUUUUUAUUUUAUAGCAAGCACAAAACAUCUGACUCCAAAAGCUUAGGCAGCUGACUUGUUGUCUUGCUGCCUCAUGAGGCAAUGACUUUGGUGGCAUGAAGGCAGCUCUGGGAAAGGCAUUCGGACAGACUUCAUAGGCAGCGUAAUCGAAUUCUGUUUGAAAUAUAAACAGAGAGCGCCUUUGCUAUAACCAAUCCAAUAUUUGAAAAGUACAAUACUAAUUUCUCGCUAGAAAUGCAAUCAAUAGGUGUGAAAACAAAAAUGAAAACUUUAUUUUCACUAAAUUUGUGCUUCAGCCGCUUUCUUGGUCGCCAUUUUAUUUUUUUCAAACUCGACCAGGCUUGACCAAUCACAUUACUCGUGCACACACACGCAUAGAAUUGUGGGACAGGACAAUGAAGGCAUCUCAGGAGACAGGAAGUAAACCUAACAUUGGAUAUAGAUGUGCCUUGAUGCCUUCAUGCCUUGGAAUGCUGUCUCUGAAGGCACAAUUUUAGAGCUUUCAGACACACACAAAAUUUGAGGUAAGAAAGAGCAUUCUGGGAGCUAAAUAAUAAUCACAAAUGCAAGUAUAAAUGAGAUAAGUAUAAAUAAAAUAAAUACAUUUUUAUAGGUGAACUUUUUUAUCAUUGAAUAACAAAUUUGAAUUACAAUUCAGCAUUCUGUUUGCUACCUCAAUUUAAAAUAAGGAAAUUAUUUUAAAUUAAAAGGCACCCAUUUUAACAUAAUGGGUCAGUGACAAAACAUCUUUUAAAAAUGGAUGUAUAGCAUAUUUUUCAUGAACAAUGUGUUUAAAAAGUUGUUGUUUAUUGAACAACAUUUCAGUAUAUUUGAAUGUUUUUCACAAUAUUUGAUAUCCCCAUAAAAAUAUCUCCACAGCAAACAGUGCUAUUUUUCGUAUGUGCGUGAGUGUUUAUAAAAUCCAUUAGCCAGGCCUAAGUGUAAAAUAUUUCUCCAUACAUUUCCAUAUGUUUUAAAAUGCAAAUGUAUAUAUUAUAAGAGAAUAUUUUAAUUGUCUGUGUGUAAAUACACAAAUGCAAGCUAAAAUACUGAAUAUGAAGUGAAACUGACUUUGGAUAGCGGGUAGAAAAAUACAUUUUAAUGCUUUAUUUCUAAGAAGGUUGGAUCUUGACACUAGAUAUUUAUUACAUAUACAAAUUUUAGUAUGUAAAGUCAAUAAUGCAUUGAUUAUUUUUUAAAUGGGACCCUUACCAAAUAAAAUUAUGUUUGCAAAAUAUAGCUUUUGCCUAUUUCAUUGGUCUUUGGUACGGAGUGCUGUUUAAGUGUUUGUUUUUUUCACCAAAAGCUGUAGUAUUUUUGAUUAUUUUCUAUAAAGCCCAUUCAUAUUUAAAAAAAGUUCUUAAAUAGUAAUCAUAAAUGCAUGUGUGUAUCUUUAAUUGUUAUGAUUAAAUUGAAAAUGUUUGCAAAGAGCUAUGUUUUUACGUAUAUGAUAUUCAUAAUAAAAUAAGUAACUAUAAAAAUGUUAAAUUAUGAAAAAUAAAA
This is a messenger RNA of Paramisgurnus dabryanus, 3435 nucleotides long. Lineage: Eukaryota; Metazoa; Chordata; Actinopteri; Cypriniformes; Cobitidae. The record is from RefSeq and is a predicted model, not a curated record.